Penicillium pulvis is the source of this 1893-nucleotide messenger RNA. Its product is annotated as Zn(II)2Cys6 transcription factor. Gene Ontology annotation, biological process: DNA-templated transcription; regulation of DNA-templated transcription. Gene Ontology annotation, molecular function: zinc ion binding; carboxy-lyase activity; DNA-binding transcription factor activity, RNA polymerase II-specific. The coding region runs from base 1 to 1893 and encodes 630 amino acids. The record is from RefSeq and is a predicted model, not a curated record. Lineage: Eukaryota; Fungi; Ascomycota; Eurotiomycetes; Eurotiales; Aspergillaceae. The transcript has 5 exons.
AUGAGCAUUCGGCGCGAUGAGGCAGACCGGGUUCUUCGAUUGAAGAGCCGGGAGAGAGAGUCCCAUGCAUGUUAUCCCUGUCGGAAACGCAAGGUUAAAUGCGAUGGAAACCAGCCCUGCCGGACUUGCCAGAAGCGAAAACACCCGCAAAUCUGCGACUUUGACAUUUCGGAGCAUUCGAGGCGCAGGUCGACAUCUCAACACCUCGCUCAACCAGCUUCAUCGAUAGCGCCCCAAGCAGUGACUGAAACUGUUGACCAAACUCCAAUUCAGAACGAUGAUAGUUCAAAAAUUUAUGUCUACUCGGGGGACAACUCCGUGGUCUCAAUCUUGCGCUCACGGGCAUCGGAUGCUAAUGAUUCCAUGGCGCGGGAAGUCAGCUCUGUCUUAGGUCUCCAAAACACUUUCAACAGCUAUCCAUUUAUGGACUCGAAAACUCCCUCAGAAAAAUGGGAAUCUUUGCUACAAGUUUUACCACAGCGAAUGGAAAUCUUGAAGUUUUUCCACUACUACCGGGUGACAGCAUACCCAUACAAUCCAAUCUUGGCAGAUAUGGAUCGUUUCGAGGCUGACCUGUGCACAUACCUCAAUGCCCAUGCUUCAGGGGAACUCAAGGACCCAGGGAAGAUCACGGAUCGAUGGGCGACGGACAAAUCCAUUGGUCACAUUAGCCUCUUACUGGCCACCUUGGCAGCAGGGGCUCAUUAUUCCGAUGUGGAAUAUCCUCGGAGAUUAGAGCUUGCAACGGACUUUGCCCGCAGGUCGUUCCAUGCUCUCCGUCUCGCGAAUUUUCUCUUCCGACCUUCCCUGGAUGCCAUCCAGGCGCUUCUAAUAGUCGGGAACACAUUGCAGAACACGGGGCAGUCAGACGCUGCAUGGGCGUUGCUCGGUACGACAGUUCGACUGGCUCAAACGAUGGGGCUUCAUACUGAAAGAAGCACUAUUCACUGGCCUGAGUAUGUACGAACAAAAGCUAGAAAGCUAUGGUCGACUGUCGUUUGGCAAGAUAGCCUUCUCUGUCUCUGCUAUGAUCGCCCACCCAUUGUUUCCGUGACAGGAUGGUCAUUUGACCACGCACGCUUUGAAAAAAAUGACCUGUCCUAUCCAGAGACUAUGCACCUUAUAUGUCGUCUAGGACUGGACAUUAUGCGACCAGAAAAUCUUGGCGUUACAGAAGUCGACAGAGCCAUUGAAGGACUCCGAAGAUUGGACAAUCUCGGCCAGCGAAGUCAGCAUUACUUGCGAAAUCGGGAAAGUUGUAUCACAUUUCAACAGAAUCUUGAGCAUCUGGCACUGAGGAUGCAUACUUCAUUUUGUAUAUCUGUGCUUUGCCGACCGGCCAUGAAACAAUCGCAGCCCCAGCCGCUCAAUCCACAAGCCGAUAUACUUCGGACGCGCGCAAAGGCGGGCUUGAUUGAUGCAUCCACGGCGUUCCUUGACUUCCAGGCUCUCAGUGUCGUUCCCUUGCGGAGCUGGUCGAUGGUACAUACAGUUCUAAGUUCUACUUUGCUUCUUUGCAUCUGGGAAGAGACGCGCCAUGACCCCGAGUGUCGCAGUCUGCAGCAACGGGUGAUCGAUGUAUUUUCUUCAUCGGAUUCCAGGACUACAGAAGGGACUCCGUCAGAGAGCGACGGCCAGUGGUUGUCUGCUCGACACAUUCGAGCCCUGAUUACCCUCCGAAGUGCCUUGGACCGAGAAAGUGAUAGGGCUACAAACUACCCCGAGGACCCGGGAAUGGGAUUCGAAGCUGCUCCGGGCGUCAACUUCAGCAAUCAGGAUGGCUACAUGCCAGUGGAAAUGUUGGAUCCGUUCGGCAUUUCACCGGUAACGUAUCUAGACUCAAUCAUGAAUGUCCCCCUGUUUGACUUUACACAGGAGAAUGGAUUCCUAUGA